AUGGAUGGCCCGAGCCGCCAGCUAGGUGCGGGGCGCCUCUCGACACCGACUGGCGUCUUGCGGUGCGCGUGCGCGUGCGCGUUAACUGCUGCGACCCGCCUCCGCUGGCUUUGCAGCGGCGCCGCCUGCCGCCCGCUGCGGUCCCGCGCGGCGCGCGCGCCCCAUUGCGGCUCCUCCCUCGUCGCCGCGUGCCGCCUCCUCUCCCGCGCCUCCGCUGACGCAGACGCUCCGCCGCUGCCGCCGCCGCCGGAGCCCGUCGCGGCCCUCAGCAAGUGCGCCAAGGGGUGCGCGGCCGCCCUUCCCCACCGCGGCCCUCCGCGCCCGCGCUGCCCGCCUGCCGGCGCGGACCUCGCCUGCGCUCCCGGCCGCUCCCUGCCGCCGCCGCACCAUGCGCCUCCAGCGGCGCCGGCCGUGCUCCCAUGCGCCGAGCACGUCGAGGUCACCUCCCGGGCGGUGGAGGCGGCGCCGGCCAAGGAGAGCGCCGCGCCGGGGCCGAGGACCGUCAGGGUCUUCUACGACGACUACGACGCCACGGACUCGUCCGGCGACGACGAGGACGCGGAGGCCGCUGCCGCCGCUGCGCGCCGGAGGGUGAAGCGCUACGUGCAGGAGAUCCGCCUGGAGCGCGCGGUGAAGGAGGCGCCGCCUGCCGGGCCGCGGCGUCCUCGGCAGCCGCAGCCACGUCCUUGGCGAGGGUGA
This is a messenger RNA of Panicum virgatum (switchgrass), 699 nucleotides long. Its product is annotated as atherin-like. The transcript has 3 exons. Bases 1 to 699 code for a protein of 232 amino acids. NCBI's taxonomy places the organism in Eukaryota, Viridiplantae, Streptophyta, Magnoliopsida, Poales, Poaceae. The record is from RefSeq and is a predicted model, not a curated record.